AGAAAAGGAGAGAUGAACUACAGAUUCUGCUAUGUUUUUAUCAAACUUCUGAUCAUUCAAUCUAUGUCAGUUCUUUGCGUUUCCGAAAGCUUCGAUUUCUUCUACUUUGUUCAACAAUGGCCUGGUUCAUAUUGUGACACAAAGCACAGUUGUUGUUAUCCGACAUCCGGAAAGCCUGCAGCAGACUUCGGCAUUCAUGGACUCUGGCCUAAUUAUAAUGAUGGCACUUAUCCAUCAUACUGUGAUUCCAAUAAUCCCUUCAAUGAAUCUGAGAUUUCAGAUCUGACAAACAGUAUGAAAAAGAGUUGGCCAUCACUGGCUUGCCCAAGCAGUGAUGGGUUAAGCUUUUGGUCACAUGAAUGGGAAAAACAUGGAACCUGCUCAGAGUCUGUGCUUAACGAACAUGACUACUUCCAAGCUUCUCUCAACUUAAAAAACCAAGUCGAUCUCCUCCAAACUCUAAAGACUGCAGGAAUUGAACCAAAUGGAGAGUCUUAUAGCUUGGAGAGUAUUAAAGAUGCUGUAGAAAAAGGAAGUGGGUACACCCCAUGGAUUGAAUGCAACACCGAUAGAUCAGGGAACAGCCAGCUUUACCAGAUUUAUUUGUGUGUAGACGCUUCUGCCUCCAAUUUCAUAGAAUGUCCAGUUUUUCCAAAGGGAAAAAAAUGUGGCUCCCAGAUUGAAUUCCCUUCCUUCUAGUACGAGCGUUAUGUCACUUGUAGCUAGAAUGUCAUCUUACUUGUUCUAUGCUGUUAUUUUCUCGUUAUGUCAUCUUUAGAGGUGUGCAUAGUGCGAAUUAGCCCUUUUUCCAAUAAUAAAAUUGCAGUGUGUCAUAGCUUGCCACAAGUUUAAUUU
Messenger RNA from Mangifera indica (mango), 855 nucleotides. RefSeq names its product ribonuclease 1-like. Lineage: Eukaryota; Viridiplantae; Streptophyta; Magnoliopsida; Sapindales; Anacardiaceae. The coding region runs from base 13 to 699 and encodes 228 amino acids. Gene Ontology annotation, biological process: RNA catabolic process. Gene Ontology annotation, cellular component: extracellular region. Gene Ontology annotation, molecular function: RNA binding; ribonuclease T2 activity. The record is from RefSeq and is a predicted model, not a curated record. The transcript has 4 exons.